UUGCACAGUCUGUAUAUCUUCCUAUUAGGAACUACCUAGAUCUGCUCUGCACUACUGUUUCUCCAUAUCCAGACGCAGUCAACAGCAGACGCUCUGCAAACCUGGGCACAUAUUAAUCAUGGGGGAACAAUCGUCUUCCCCGCUUCCGGAGGGGGUUUUCUCCCUUCUCGAUACGGAUUUAUACAAGCUGACUAUGCAAUGCGCGAUUCUCAAGUAUUUCCCGACAGUUCACGUUACCUAUGGCUUCACAAAUCGAACCCCGCAAAUGAAGUUGACGCGGGGUGGGUACAAAUGGAUGCUGGCGCAAAUGGAUAAGUUUGCCAAUAUUCAAGUUACAAAUGACGAACUGGAGUUUCUCAAGACGCGAUGCCCCUACUUCAACGACGCAUACUUGAACUUCCUCACAACGUUUCGACUAAAGCCGUCAGAACAGCUCGAAAUUAAAUUCACUCCAGACAACGACACCGGUAGCGAUGAUGACUUUGGUGACAUUGAGUAUGUUGUGAAGGGCCUCUGGGUUGACACAAUUUUGUAUGAAAUUCCGCUUUUGGCUUUGACCAGUCAAGCAUACUUUAUGUUUAGCGAGAAGGACUGGGAUUACGGCUGCCAGGAAGAGAAAGCAUAUCGGAAGGGCUGUGUUUUGCUUGAGAAUGGAUGCACUUUCUCUGAGUUCGGAACCAGACGACGCCGUGAUUACCAUACGCAAGAUCUAGUGAUGAAUGGACUAUGCCAGGCGGCUAAGGAGGGAAAAGAGAAAGGAGUACCCGGCGUAUUUACUGGGACGAGCAACGUGCACUUCGCAAUGAAGUAUAACGUUGACCCUGUCGGAACCGUGGCUCAUGAAUGGUACAUGACCAUUGCCGCGAUCACGGAUGACUACGAGAACGCAAAUGAGCUGGCACUGAAGUACUGGCUCGGUUGCUUCGGUGAGGGAGUGCUCGGAAUCGCACUGACGGACACAUUCGGCACACCCGCAUUCCUUGACGCUUUCCGCAAACCCAUCGAUGGACAGGACGAAACUCCUUGCAAAACAUACGCACAAGUGUAUACCGGUAUUCGCCAGGAUUCGGGCGAUCCAACAUAUUUCGUCAAAAUGGCCCGCGAAUUCUACGACCGGGAGGGCAUCACAGAUACGAAGGUCGUUGUGUUUUCUGACUCACUCGAUAUUGAGCACUGUCUCGAGUACAAGACCAUCGCAGAGGAGGCGGGCUUCAAACCAACCUUUGGCGUUGGAACUUUCUUCACAAAUGACUACACCCACAAAUCUACCGGCGAAAAGUCCAAGCCUCUCAACAUCGUCAUCAAAAUCUCAACGGCAAAUGGGGAACCCGCCGUGAAGCUGAGCGACAACAUGGGCAAGAACACAGGCGACAAGGCUACCGUUCAAAGCGUCAAAAAGAGACUAGGAUAUGUUGAGCAGGUCUGGGAAGAGGGCGAUGAGAGCAGUCGAUGGACGAAGAAUGCCAAAUAGAUAACCGAAGUCGAAAAAUAUAGAAGCAAAGACCCCACAGGCCACCGCGGUGCACAUAGAGCAUACAUUGUUGGAGUUCUGGGUGGCAUUGUAUUUAUCACACUCUCUCAUCUGCUGAUGGGAUUCAUUUGUCCAUAGAAUAAUAUAUAUUCC
Aspergillus ochraceoroseus IBT 24754 is the source of this 1624-nucleotide messenger RNA. RefSeq names its product nicotinate phosphoribosyltransferase. Gene Ontology annotation, molecular function: nicotinate phosphoribosyltransferase activity. Bases 119 to 1471 code for a protein of 450 amino acids. NCBI's taxonomy places the organism in Eukaryota, Fungi, Ascomycota, Eurotiomycetes, Eurotiales, Aspergillaceae. Gene Ontology annotation, biological process: NAD+ biosynthetic process. The record is from RefSeq and is a predicted model, not a curated record. The transcript has 5 exons.